Gavialis gangeticus (Gharial) is the source of this 2864-nucleotide messenger RNA. RefSeq names its product ADP ribosylation factor interacting protein 1 (gene ARFIP1). Bases 297 to 1415 code for a protein of 372 amino acids. The record is from RefSeq and is a predicted model, not a curated record. Gene Ontology annotation, biological process: regulation of Arp2/3 complex-mediated actin nucleation; intracellular protein transport. Gene Ontology annotation, cellular component: trans-Golgi network membrane. The transcript is spliced from 11 exons. Gene Ontology annotation, molecular function: phospholipid binding; protein domain specific binding. NCBI's taxonomy places the organism in Eukaryota, Metazoa, Chordata, Crocodylia, Gavialidae.
AAAAAAAAAAGCAAAAAAAGCCCAGCGAAGCGGCGGGCGGCGCCGUCUCGGUCUUCGCCCCUCGGCGCCCUUCUUCCGGCCCGGAGCAGGUAUUUGAAGGGCAAAAGAAUAGAAGGGGAAAGUGACAUCACAACUAAACAGUCCAGUCACAAGAAUUAUAACUCCUCUCCAGGCUUCAACAGAGUUCUAGCUCUUACAAGAAAGAUGGUAAGGGAAAGGAUGAACCUUUAAUGAGGGGAAAAGUUUAAGUACCUUCUUUUAAAAAGUGGUAUCUUAUCAAGAAUAAGGUCAGUGCAAUGGCUCAAGAGUCUCCCAAAAAUUCAGCAGCAGAAAUUUCUGUAACUACCAAUGGCCAGCUUGAAGAUUCUCAUGAACACAAUUUUAACAGGGAUUUGAAACAUUCAUUACCAGUUGGACUUGGACUCUCUGAAACCAAAAUAACAUCUCAUGGCUCUGACAACACCAAAGAGGGAGUCAUAGAAGCAGGACCAUUCCAAGGUUCCUCAGCAUCACCCAAAUCAUCUGUUAUAUCUCCUAGCAGUGCAGCAGCUAGCAGACUGGCUGGACAAGGUUGUGAUUUAAUUAUUCCCACAGGUGGCAGAAUGCAGCAGAAAAGUGGGCCAGUUGUGUUAGCAGAUGAAGUAAAGAAUCCAGCCAUGGAAAAAUUGGAACUUGUAAGAAAAUGGAGCCUAAACACUUACAAGUGUACUCGUCAGAUCAUCUCGGAAAAGUUGGGACGUGGCUCAAGAACAGUAGACCUGGAACUGGAAGCCCAAAUAGAAAUACUAAGGGAUAACAAAAAAAAGUAUGAAAAUAUCUUGAAACUGGCACAGACUUUGUCCACACAGCUCUACCAGAUGGUACAUACCCAAAGGCAACUUGGAGAUGCAUUUGCAGACCUGAGUUUGAAAUCAUUGGAACUCCAUGAGGAGUUUGGAUACAACGCAGACACUCAGAAACUUCUAGCUAAAAAUGGAGAGACCCUUCUUGGGGCUAUUAACUUUUUUAUUGCCAGUGUGAACACGCUGGUGAAUAAAACAAUUGAGGAUACCUUACUGACUGUGAAACAAUAUGAAAGUGCCAGGAUUGAGUAUGAUGCCUAUCGCACAGACCUAGAAGAACUGAAUCUUGGCCCUCGUGAUGCAAACACUCUGCCAAAGAUUGAGCAGUCACAGCAGCUAUUCCAAAUGCAUAAAGAAAAAUAUGACAAAAUGCGCAAUGAUGUAUCUAUCAAACUGAAGUUCUUGGAGGAAAACAAGGUUAAAGUAUUGCACAAUCAGCUCGUGUUGUUCCACAAUGCCAUUGCAGCGUACUUCGCUGGGAAUCAGAAGCAACUUGAACAGACGCUUAAACAGUUCCACAUCAAAUUGAAAACUCCUGGAGUAGAUGCUCCAUCUUGGCUUGAAGAACAGUAAUCAAUACAGAGAAGAGGACCCAUUGUUAACCUAGGAUCUGUAUAUCUAAUAAGAAUUAAGGGGUUGGGGCUGAAGGAUGGUUGUAGUGAUUCUUGCACAAAUAGCUUUAAUUUUCUUCCUUUUUGUAAUACUGUAAAAUUGAAUUUGGUGGGAAUGUGGGUGGCUUUAAAGUAACCAAACAUAUAAUUUCUGUCAUUUCAAAUUUAGAGCACUCCUUUUGUAUGUGAGGGUUGAUGGCUAUUUCUGUAAUUCAGAAAAAAAAAUCUAAUAUAGAUUUGCACUGACAAGAUGUUUGUGGUUUCUGGUCAUUGUGGUGGCUAGUCAAAAUAUUUCCAAAGGGAGGUUUACAUGAUUUGUACCAACUUCUGAUAUUUUGUAUAUGAAUAUAGAAAACAUCUUUAAUGAUUCAUUUUCAUGUAAUUGUGUUUUAAAAAGGAGAGAGUAAAAAAAGAAUAUUUUGCAGAUUAAUAAUAUAAAGCCUUUGUGCAGUACCUGCAGAGAGGCAACAGCUGUACUAGAUGUCUGGCUGACUCAUGGAAUUGCAGCAAAUACCUUUUUAAAAGGUGAAUCUGUAUUUUUCCAUUGUAUGUUAAAAACAAAAACACUAAGGAAGUGAGAAUCACUGUCAGUCUGAAGCUUCUAAGCACAUAUUUUAGCUUUGCCUCAAGUGGUUUGCUAGGUAAAGCCAACCAUUUGCUGUACUAAUUUCAUUUUUAAACGUUACUUUCUGUAUGAUACAAAUACCGUAAUAGCCUUAAAUCACAGGUAUGUGCCUUUUUAUAAGAUACUACUUUCAACCAGUGUACGUGAUUCACAACACAGCCCUGUCAAGACAGGGGUUUGUCUCUGUUCCCAACAAGGGAAAAGAACUGCAUAGAUGUUAUGUUUCUUUGAACACUUUAGACCAAGUGAAAACUUUCAGUAACCUUUAUGGAGUGAUGCGUGUUUUGAGACAUAGGGGGCCAGUAUGAUUUUCAACUGCAGAGCAUGCAUUAGCAACAGGGAUAAUGUGGAUGAUGUAUUUGUUUCAUUUCUCCAUCAGUGAUAUAAUUGUUUAGUGUAAAGUUCUAUAUAUUAAUUUUAUCAUAGGCAUUUUAAAUUCAACAUAUUGGAGUCCUCAUUUGCACAAGUUUCAUUGCUUUGUGUUCUGUUAAGUAAAAUGAAGUACUUAAGGUAUGUUAUUUACAGCUAUGUGGAUGGUAUGAUUUAUGUACUGUAUGUUUAAAUGCAUUUCAGUUGAUGUUUCUUAAAAUGGUUUUUCAGUGCUUAACAUAAUGUAAUGUACCUGUAAAUCAAACAUUUUUAAUCAUUCCUCAUUAAAUUCAUAGUCUGACAGAGCCUUCUUUAUUUUCCUGUUCUGUCAGAAUUUCUCUUGUAAUAGCUGAUUUACAUUCCCCAGAAUGUAUCUCUGUUGUGAACUUCGUAUUCAUAUUAAAGGUGUUUGCUGCA